Messenger RNA from Calliphora vicina (urban bluebottle blowfly), 1295 nucleotides. It is a transcript of the gene Oli, whose product is annotated as Olig family. Gene Ontology annotation, biological process: positive regulation of transcription by RNA polymerase II; sensory organ development; axon development. The transcript has 4 exons. Gene Ontology annotation, molecular function: protein dimerization activity; E-box binding; DNA-binding transcription factor activity, RNA polymerase II-specific. The record is from RefSeq and is a predicted model, not a curated record. NCBI's taxonomy places the organism in Eukaryota, Metazoa, Arthropoda, Insecta, Diptera, Calliphoridae. Gene Ontology annotation, cellular component: nucleus. The coding region runs from base 485 to 1231 and encodes 248 amino acids.
GUUGCUCUGCUUUGCUAUUGCUAAAGAGCUGCUGUGCUGGUGGUAGAAUAAUAGAAUUCAACACAAAACUCAAUGGAAUAAUAACAAACGCCGCCGGUGUUAAUGUUGGUUGUAUUGUUGUAAUUCAUUUGCUAAAGACCAAAGGACGACGAUGAAGAAACAAAUUUUAAAACCAAACAACAACGACUAAAAACAUGCAGCAGAAACAAAGUGUGUGUAAAUAAUUUUGUGGUUUUGCGUUAAAUAAUUAAUGACAAACACCAAUAAAGGAAACAAAUAAACCAAAAAAAUAUAUAAAACAGCAACAACAACAAAAAAGUAAAAGUGUUUAAGUGAAAUUUAUAAAUAAAUAAUCAAUUUAUAAAACAAUUAACAAACAAAAAGGAAUAUUUAAGCAACAAAAUAAAGUUGAAAUUUAAAUAGAAAAUAACUAAAAUAAAUUAAUGAAUUGAUUUUAUAAAGCAAAAAGACUCAAAUAAAAACUAUGGAUCAUCCUAAUCUCCCCUUUGGCUUUGCCCUACCCGGACACACUCAUCCACCCAUACCACCAACUGCAAAUAUGCUGGGUCCCCAUCCCAGUGGUCAUCCAGGACCAACAUCUAGUCCACCACAAAGUGUGCCCGGCAGAAGAACUCCCUUGGGCUCAGUGGGCCUGGGAGGUUUCUAUGCUCAAAGUUUGGGAAUGCUGCCGCCAGGAGAUGAAAAUAAACCAGAUUCGGGAGUGGGUGCGGCAAUGGAUAAAGCAAGUCCUAAUUUAAUGUUGGCAGCCUCAACAAGUGGUAGUGGUAGUGGAACGGUGCCUUCAUCCGUAACGGGGCUAGGAGCCUCUAGUAGUGGGGGUGGGGCCAGCAGCAGCUCGGGAGGAGCUGGUGGCGGGGGAAAACAUAAGAAUAGACAAGGAAAAACUGUGAGAUUAAAUAUAAAUGCAAGGGAACGCCGCCGAAUGCACGAUUUAAACGAUGCCUUAGAUGAACUGCGCAAUGUGAUACCUUAUGCUCAUUCGCCCUCGGUGCGCAAACUUUCGAAAAUUGCCACACUACUGCUGGCCAAAAACUAUAUACUUAUGCAACAGAAUGCCAUAGAGGAAUUAAGAAGACUUUUAGCUUAUAUACAAAGCACCACGGGAGCCGCUCCUUUGGAUUUGGCUUCAUUUCCAGCAGCUGCUAAGCUUCAAGCUUUGCUGCAGAGUGCGGGCAGUGAAUUCAAUGAUCCUCAUGAUAGUAGUUGUUAAAAUUAAGAUUUUUCAAAGUUCUUAAGGGCAGUUUUUGUCAAAUUAGUAUAAUUUUUAUUAUUUA